Dufourea novaeangliae is the source of this 1188-nucleotide messenger RNA. Its product is annotated as odorant receptor 49a-like. NCBI's taxonomy places the organism in Eukaryota, Metazoa, Arthropoda, Insecta, Hymenoptera, Halictidae. Gene Ontology annotation, molecular function: olfactory receptor activity; odorant binding. Gene Ontology annotation, cellular component: plasma membrane. Bases 1 to 1188 code for a protein of 395 amino acids. The record is from RefSeq and is a predicted model, not a curated record. Gene Ontology annotation, biological process: detection of chemical stimulus involved in sensory perception of smell; sensory perception of smell. The transcript has 6 exons.
AUGACUGUCGGGACGAAGAAGCCAAUAUCGUUGAAUGUAGAGCUGUUCUACGACGAAAACGUGCUCUCGUGGAGCAAACGGCUUCUGAGCUUGUCCGGUCUCUGGCCGGAUAAUGGGAACGACGUACGGUUUUUCUUCUACAUUACGUACGUCAUGAUCUUCACUUGGCUGGAGAUCGUGACGCUGUUACAGAACAUGCACGACCUUGAGAAGUCGCUGCAAAAUAUCACGUUAUCGUUCCCAACGAUCUUGAUAAUACUGAAGGCCGUGAUGUUUCGGCUGAACAUGCAUCUCCUGUUACCUCUGCUGGCAGUCGUGAAAAGGGAUGUGGAGCAAGGCCUGUAUCAGUCGCUGGAGGAACGACGAACAGUGAUGUGGUACAACAUCGCCGCCACGUUAUUCUCCACCUCGUCGGCCUUGUCGUUAUUCUUCGUGCCCACGUUGUUUUACGCGAAGCCGAUCGUCAGCUGUCUUUUAUCGAAAUUCGACAAUUGUUCCCUUCCUUACGAAUUACCGAUGAGAGUGGGUUCAGUGUACGAGGUAACAGAAAUGCAGACGUACGCAUUAUUCUGCGUUUAUUUGAUACCAACGAGUUUGAUGCUAACGAUCGGGGCAACCGGCGCGGAUAGUCUUCUGGUGACGCUAACAUUUUACCUGUGCAGUCAACUCUCGAUUCUGUCACAACGCAUUCGAAAUAUCGAUAUGGAACCGAAAAAAUAUUUACCAAAGAUGCGGGCGCUCGUUGAACGACACACAGAGCUUUUGCGAUUGGCAGCUACCUUGGCAGAAACAUUCAGUUCACUUAUGUUUGUCCAGACAUUGGGUUUAAUAUUCUCUUUAUGCAUCGUGGUCUACCAAUUACUUAUGACGAGCGAAUCUGACGGAAGUGACGUGAACACGAUACAUUUUAUCAUUUAUUCCUGCGCUGUCGUAUUAUUAGCAUUUUGCUACUGUUUUCUGGGAGAGUGUCUAAUUACCGAGAGUAGUGAAAUACAAUUCGCCUGUUACUAUACCAAGUGGUACGAUCUGCCAGAAGAGUACGUUCGCUCUUUAACGUUUUGCAUCGCUAGAUCACAAAAACCAUUGUACUUGACCGCCGGAAAAUUUUAUGUAUUCUCGUUAGAAACAUUCGGAACGAUAAUGAAAGCAUCGAUGGCAUAUCUAUCUGUAAUGAAAAGUAUUAUUUAA